AUGUCUGGUAGGUCCCACUUAGAGUUCAGAAACUAUCCGAUAAGUGAAAAGUGUGCAUCAACAUUUCUCACUACUACACAGCUGUCCAUGAUGCUACGACUGGUUCGAACGUUCCGGACCAAGGCAGGACGCACGAAAAUUGCGCCCAAAACGAAUUCGGCGUUUGAUCCAUUCAAAAAGCCCGCUUUUCAACGGUUCGAAGAUCUCCCAGCAUCCCAACAAGAAGCUGCUAAGACCCAAGCGUUACAAGAGUUCGAUAAAAAUGUGGACAACAAUCCCCAGAUGGAGAUCCCUUCUGAAUACAGCAUGAUCGCUGCCAUUAAACAGGAAGCACGACAAAACCGACUGAAUCGAGACGAGAUUCGAGACAACAUUCUACAUUUCUUUCAUCUCACCAUGCAGGCUCGUGAGCAACAGAUGGCCCAUCCUACAAACGUCACAGUUAUUCAGAGAGGACGGGAGGACGACAGAUCGCUUUUGUUUGAUGCUCUGGAGGUGCUGCCAAAAAAUCACGCCGAUAUCUUCUCUCCCGAAGAGUAUGUGGCAUUUUUCAACCUCGCCAAGUUGGGAACAGUUAGUGAUCAAGCUAGAGACAUGAAGACUGUCUGUGACUUAUUUUACCCUCUCAACAUCUUUAGAGUGGACCCAUACAAUGAAAUGGAGUACCUGCAGCUGUUGCUAGACUCAGAUCAAGCCCAGAAAGCACUCAAAUACCAACAGGCACGGCUGAAUCACAAGAACCAGGACGUCAAAGAGCUGAGAUGGUAUCACGAGUUUGGAGUUGCAGUCCUGCUAUCUCUGGGGCGAAUCAAGGACGCCAAUUUCGAAGCAGGAAAGAUCAUCUCUCAAUUUAGUUGGCUUGAGAGCAAUCUGCUAGUGCACCUGUGUAAGACAGCCACAGACUCGGAAACUAUGGAUAAAUGGUCACAACAGCUUCUGAGACAAAUGCAGGAUACUGAAGCCAUCCUGACACGUGAUCCAGCCGUUAGCUUGGGGAAUCUCACAUUCACAAACAUUAUCACCAAGCGUGGGGGAGUCAAGAGACCGUUUUGCGAGUCGGAAGAGCAGUUGGAGACUGCUUUGAGUGCCAAGACAGUGUCUGUAGCUCAUCUCACUGAGCUUACUAGACUCUACAUCAUGAAAGGACUGGACAUUAAGAAACUCAUCAAAGAUCCACGUGUGACACGACUACUAACCAGUGAUACCGACAUUGGAUUGAUUCUAGCAACUGAGGCAGCGUUGGUGGCUAAGGAAUCUAAUAACAACUCAAACAUAAAGUCACGUGCUGAUCCAAAUGCCGCUAUCAAGCUCUUUGAGACUCUGACUGAUCAAUGUCCCUCACUACUCACAACUCCACUGUUCUAUACCCAUUGGCUCAAUGUGUUGACGUACUUUGAUAAGCGAAGGGUGGGUCAUGUGAUUGAGCUGAUGGAGGCAAAUGGAGUUAAGCAGGACAGUUCGCAUCUGGUUGCCAUGGCAACAUAUUAUCUGAAGCAUGACUACGAGAAGGCCGUCUGUCUUUUGGAAACCGACACACCUGCAAUUUGGGGGGUGUUUCUUCGACAUUAUGCGCGGACCCAGGACGAUGAACAGUUCAACAAUAUCCUUGAGCUGUUUCUUUCCAAGAAAAGAAAGCCUAGUCCUAGUACAAUUUCUGCAGUCGUCAACUAUUAUCACAAGCAGAAGGACUACGGAUCCCUAUGGAGGCAGUUUAAUCAUAUCACGCUUAACAAGUAUAGUCCUCAUGACCAUCUACGAACAGCUGCAGUCUUCUCUUCCCAGCUGUACAAGCUGCUGUGGAAGAUUCUGACCGACUACUACCGCUCCAAAGGCGACAGAGCGAUUCUUGGAAAGCCCUCUCAUGUUCAUUCAGUUGCUGGCACCUCCCCACGAGCUGACUCAGCAUGGCAGGGUGAGUGGGUCAGUGACGGUGUAAGAAAGUGGGAGCUGGUGAAUGAAGAGUGUGCUCCUGCUCCUCGAAACCUGUUUCUGAAGAUGGUUGCUGAGCAGCAGGUCCACUCAUGCAGUCCAAUAGACAUCGUCCCUGUCUUCAUUCGAUCAGGUGACUUUGUGGGUGCUAUUGCGGUUCUGCGUUUCUACAAGGAUGUGGUUGGCUACGAUAUGGAUGGAAAAGAGGCUGGAGAGAUCUCACAAGUUCUUGGAAAAAUAAAGAAGCAGGUGUUCCGUACUCGGGACUUGAAGCGACCUGUUAUGGACGACCAUCCUCUUUGGAUGGGCCUGGAGGUUGAUCUGAAUUUGUACAUUGGAGAUGAAGUUACCGAGACUGUAGAAGAGGUCCUGAAGUGUCUCAAGGAGGGUAAAAGCACGGAUUGUAUAUAG
Messenger RNA from Yarrowia lipolytica CLIB122, 2340 nucleotides. RefSeq lists its product as uncharacterized. Gene Ontology annotation, molecular function: protein binding. NCBI's taxonomy places the organism in Eukaryota, Fungi, Ascomycota, Dipodascomycetes, Dipodascales. The record is from RefSeq and is a predicted model, not a curated record.